This is a messenger RNA of Microdochium trichocladiopsis, 1515 nucleotides long. Its product is annotated as Cation/H+ exchanger. The record is from RefSeq and is a predicted model, not a curated record. The transcript has 3 exons. Gene Ontology annotation, biological process: regulation of membrane potential; sodium ion export across plasma membrane; proton export across plasma membrane. The coding region runs from base 1 to 1515 and encodes 504 amino acids. NCBI's taxonomy places the organism in Eukaryota, Fungi, Ascomycota, Sordariomycetes, Xylariales, Microdochiaceae. Gene Ontology annotation, molecular function: sodium:proton antiporter activity. Gene Ontology annotation, cellular component: plasma membrane.
AUGGCGGCCUCAACGCCCCACGACCCAGAGACCAAGUUCAAUAUUGUCUGCUGCGCGAUCGGCGGCUUCAUCGGCCUGUUCGGGCUCGUCUCGUUCCUGCUCAAGGAGAGCUUCUUCGUCUCGGAGCCGCUCAUCUCCCUGGCCGCCGGUGUCGCCCUGUCUCCCUUUGGCUUCGACCUCGUGCGCCCGCGGGAGCUUGCCGGCGCCGGACACCCCACCGAUCCUGCUGCACAGCAAGAAGCCGUCGAGACGGCCACGCUGUGCUUCGCCCGGCUCGUCCUCGGCGUGCAGGUCCUCAUCGCCGGCGUCCGGCUGCCCAGCAAGUACCCCCGCAGGGAGUGGCGGUCGCUCGCGGUGCUGCUGGGCCCGGGCAUGCUGGGCAUGUGGGCGGCGACCAGCCUGCUCGUGUGGCUCGUCGUGCCCGGGAUAGACGUUGCCGGCGCCCUCGCUAUUGGCGCGUGUAUGACCCCUACCGACCCGGUCCUGUCCAACUCGAUUGUCCAGGGCCCCUUUGCAGAUCGGCACAUGCCCGAGCCCCUGCAGAUGAUCAUAGUGGGCGAGUCUGGCGCCAACGACGGGCUGGGCUACUUGUUUGUCUACCUGCCGCUGUACCUCGUCAACCACGCGCGCGAGGACGACGGGAGCCAGGUGGGCAAUGCGGUCCUGGCGUUCCUCGGGAUGACCCUAGGGCGGCAGGUCGUGCUGGGCGUCGUGUACGGCGCUGCUGUUGGCUGGGGGGCCAAGUACGUGCUUUACUGGUCCGAGAGGAAGAACUAUGUCGAUACAGAGAGCUUUCAAUUCUUUGUCAUUGCGCUCGCGCUUUUCGUCAUCGGUACUGCCGGCCUACUGGACGUCAAUGACAUCCUGGCCUGCUUCGUGGCAGGCGUCUUGUUCACUUGGGAUGACUGGUUCACCGAGCAGACCAAGAACGACACCCUCCAGCCCAUCAUGGACUUCCUCCUGAGCGUGACAGUCUUCAUGUGGCUCGGCGCCGUAUGCCCGUGGGACCUCUUCUUCAACGCCACCGUCAUGGGCUGGCCGCGGCUGCUCAUCCUGGCCAUCCUCGUCCUGCUGUUCCGCCGCGUCCCCGUAAUCCUGGCCCUGCACACCUUUAUCCCCCAGAUCCGCUCCGUCCGCCACGCGCUCAUCAUGGGCUUCUUCGGGCCCAUCGGCAUCAGCGCCAUCUUUUACGUGUACACGAUCCGGGAGUUCCUGCGCCCGCUGGCGGCGGACGGGCGCGAGGACUGCAGGGCGCUGGCCGACCAGACGCUCGUCGUGGUCUGGUUCCUGGUGUUCUCGAGCGUGGUGGUGCAUGGCCUGGCUAUCCCGCUGGGCACUUUGGCGACUUCCCUGCCGCAGGUCAUUAGACAGACAAAGACCGUACUUGGCGGCGAAGAAAUAGACAACUCUCGUGCUGCCGCUCGGCAGCAGCAGGAGGAUGGACAGCACCCUGAGCGGGGGGAGCGCCGGCCGUUGCUUGGUCAGGAGACCGACGGUCGAAUAGACUCUGCAUAG